ACAAACAUUUGUAAUAUGGUUCAUUUCGUGAACUCCCAUGUUAGCAUGUAAUUUGUGCACGUGCCACAUGGCAUUCUCCGUCGACCGGGUUAUUCCCACCGUCGUGCUGGGUUUCCGGUUCGAAUCGCUGAGAAACGGUACUCUCCGGUGCCGGAGCAGACACCUCGUCACCACCCAACUUUCCAACUCGUUUUCCAUAAAUUUCGCAUUGGAUUCUCAGAGCUUGAAUUCCAUCCAAUCCCAUGAUCCAUUACGGUUACCUUGGAUGGGUCCAGUUCCUGGUGAUAUUGCUGAAGUAGAGGCAUAUUGUAGAAUCUUUAGGAAUUCUGAAAGGCUUCAUUCUGCGUUAAUGAAUGCAUUAUGUGACAUGUUCACUAGUGAAUGUAGUGUUUCAUCUGAUGAGAAACUGCUUCUAGAAGAGAAAAUAGUUUCUGCCCUUGGAUGCAUGGUAGCCCUUGUGAACAAUGGGAGGGAUGAUGUUCUUUCUGGAAGAACUUCUAAUAUGAGUUCUUUCCAUGCUGCCGAGGUUAGUAGCAUAAUGGAGGAUGCGCUCCCCCCACUUGCCAUUUUUAGGAGUGAGAUGAAAAGGUGUUGUGAGAGCUUGCAUGUUGCUCUCGAGAACUAUUUAAUUCCUGAUGAUGAUCGAAGCUUGUAUGUGUGGAGGAAACUUCAGAGACUGAAGAAUGUCUGCUAUGAUUCUGGUUUCCCUGGCAGCGAGGAUUAUCCGUGUCCUGCACUGGUUGCAAAUUGGAGUCCUGUAUAUUUAUCCACUUCCAGAGAGGAUAGAGAGUGGAAAGAAUCUGAUGCAGCUUUUUGGACUGGCGGGCAGGUAACAGAAGAAGGCCUAAAGUGGUUACUGGAUAAAGGAUGUAAAACUAUUGUAGAUCUUAGAGAAGAGACUGUAAAAGAUAAUUUCUAUCAAGCAGCUGUGCGUGAUGCUAUUUCGUCUGGAAGAAUUGAAUUGGUCAAAAUCCCCGUUGAAGUUAGGACUGCACCUACAAUGGAACAAGUUGAGAGGUUUGCUUCUUAUGUUUCAGAUAGCAGCAAAAGGCCGAUCUAUCUUCACGGCAAGGAAGGAGUUUGGAGAACAUCUGCCAUGGUCUCCAGAUGGAGGCAAUACAUGACUCGCUCUGCAUCACUGUGUGUUUCUAAUCAAGCAGUUGUUUCUAAUGACAUGUUAUCAGAUUAUACAAAUGGACCUGGGAAACUGCAGGACCCUUCAAUGAUUGCUGAGAGAUCCUCCCUGGAAAAAGAUAUCAAUUUGUUGCAAGAGAAUUUGGGGGCAACAAAUAGUUCUGUUGGCACAUUUGACAGAAGUAUGUCUCCAAAGAAGAAAAAUGAAAAAACGCAAAAUAAUGGGGUCUUGAGUGGAAUUAGUACUUCAUCACAUGCCACUGCUGCUAAUGGGGAAGGAUCUUUUCCAAGUUUCUCCAGCAAGACCAGCCCUUUAGAAGCUCAAGUUCCUCCUUGUGAUAUCUUUUCAAAAAAAGACAUGUCUGGAUUUAUAGGAAGUAGGAAGAUCUCAAAAACCUCUUAUUUCAGUUAUCAGGUUAAAGGGUUGGAAUGCUUGCCAGAUUCAGGGAAAAUGAAUACUGGAAGAAUGCAGGGGGGAGUGAUUAUCAGCAGUGGUGAUAAUCCUGAACCUAAAAUUGUGGGUCCAGAAAGUUCUAGUGGGUCAUCUCAUGUGGAUUAUCCAUCUGAAGAGCCACAGAUUAAAGUUAGUAGCAAUUGGAAGUUAGUGAAUGGGGAUACUUCCAGUUCUAUUAGGACAACAGUUAAUGAGUUCAAUGAAGGGGAAAUGUAUUGCAUGACUGAUGCCAAUAUCUCUACCACUGUGAACAAUGACAUGGAUAAUGUCAAAACUAACUCUGAAAGGGUUGGAGAUGAUAAGAAUAAGGCUGCGUUAGCCUUAUGUGAUGAAGACUUGGGACUCAUUGAAGGAGACAUGUGUGCAUCCUCAACGGGAGUUGUAAGAGUGCAGUCAAGAAAGAAAGCAGAAAUGUUCCUGGUGCGAACAGAUGGAUUUUCUUGUGCCAGAGAAAAGGUGACUGAAUCUUCUUUGGCCUUCACUCAUCCUAGCACCCAACAACAGAUGCUUAUGUGGAAAUCUAUGCCAAAGACUGUGUUAUUGUUGAAAAAGCUGGGGAAGCAACUCAUGGAAGAAGCUAAAGAGGUUGCAUCUUUUCUAUAUUACCAAGAGAAAAUGAACGUUUUUGUGGAACCUGAUGUGCAUGAUAUAUUUGCUAGAAUUCCUGGGUUUGGAUUUGUUCAUACCUUCUAUAGUCAAGAUACUUGUGAUCUACAUGACAAAGUAGAUUUUGUGGCAUGUUUGGGGGGAGAUGGUGUUAUACUGCAUGCUUCAAAUCUUUUCAGAGGUGCUGUUCCCCCUGUUGUGUCAUUUAACCUUGGUUCCCUUGGUUUUCUAACUUCUCAUAAUUUUGAAGACUACAAACAGGACUUAAGACGAGUCAUUCAUGGAAAUAGUACACAAGAUGGUGUGUCCAUCACUCUUAGAAUGCGUCUCCGGUGUGAAAUUUUUCGUAAGGGUAAAGCAGUGCCAGGGAAAGUUUUUGAUAUUCUCAAUGAGGUUGUUGUUGAUCGAGGAUCUAAUCCAUACCUUUCAAAGAUUGAAUGUUAUGAACAUGAUAGACUUAUAACCAAGGUACAAGGUGAUGGAGUCAUCGUGGCCACCCCUACUGGAAGCACUGCCUAUUCUACAGCUGCUGGAGGUUCCAUGGUCCAUCCAAACGUUCCCUGCAUGCUGUUUACCCCAAUCUGUCCACAUUCACUCUCAUUUAGACCAGUUAUACUUCCGGAUUCUGCUCAACUUGAAUUAAAGAUUCCAGAGGAUGCUAGAAGCAAUGCCUGGGUUUCAUUUGAUGGGAAGAGAAGGCAGCAACUUUCAAGAGGAGAUUCUGUACGAAUAUCUAUGAGUCAGCAUCCUAUCCCGACCGUUAACAAGUUUGACCAAACAGGUGAUUGGUUUCAUAGCUUGAUUCGCUGCCUAAAUUGGAAUGAAAGGCUUGAUCAAAAGGCCCUAUAAAGCAUGUGAAAAUGAAGAACAGAUAUGUGUUAUUCUCCUGUGAUGGCUUGGAUUGUGUAAUUAUAGUGCAGAAUAUACGUUGAGAUGACAGAACUUAGAUAUAGGAGAUACUAGUUACCACCAAUUUCUUACAUUGGCUUCCCAUGAGAAGAUAGGGUUUACUAAUGGUUUUUCCACGUUAUUGUAGCAAGAUGCUGUUGUAUACUGACGUUUAAC
Molecule: messenger RNA, 3259 nt
Organism: Gastrolobium bilobum
Lineage: Eukaryota; Viridiplantae; Streptophyta; Magnoliopsida; Fabales; Fabaceae
Product: NAD kinase 2, chloroplastic-like
Exons: 8
Coding region: 38-3043 (1001 amino acids)
Biological process (GO): NAD+ metabolic process; NADP+ biosynthetic process
Molecular function (GO): NAD+ kinase activity
Source: RefSeq, a predicted model, not a curated record